AUGAGUGAAAACAGAAAUGAAGGUUCCCGCCCAGCUGCUGAAGCUGAGAGCGAUACCCACAGGAAAGGCACCCCCUUCAAACUCAGGGAUCAGCAGAAAUUGUUCUCCAAAAAGAAGGUCUAUAAAAUAGUGCAGGAGAAGAUAUUGAUGUUGCAGCAGGCAAGCCAGCAGAUGCAGUGCCUCCCACCAGGAGAUCAGCAACCGCAACAUACACAAGCCUCCAGGAAGCAGGAAAAGAAGAUGGGCAACUUACUGUCUCAGAUCGUCAAUCUCAUAUGGUCUAACACUAUGAAGAAACUGAAGUUCAAAGUACCUCCCCCUUGCCCAGACUCUAGAUGUGCCAUUAAAGCUGGGCACCAGGCCCUGCCACCUUGGCAGACUAGCCAACCCAGGCCUAGCCUGGGUGGUUUUGAGGCUGCCCUUGCUAGCUGUACCCUAUCCAAGCGUGGGACCAGGAUCUGUGAGUUUUACCACUUAAGCUUCCAGAGCUAUGAGGCCUAUCAGACCAACAAAUACCACAAGGAUGAGAACCCUUCGGGCUACAUCAACCUUAGUACCAGCGAGAACAAGCUUUGCCUUGACCUGAUAACAGCAAGGUUGACUCAGAGUGACAUGAACAUCCUUGAUGAGGCCCAGCUGCAGUACUCCGACUGGAAAGGACAACCCUUCCUUUGGGAAGAGCUGGCUAGCUUCUUGACCUACUACUGCAAGGCACCUACACCCCUUGACCCAGAAAAUGUGGUGGUUCUAAAUGGUUGCUCCUCGGUUUUUUCUUCACUGGCCAUGGUUCUGUGUGACCCAGGUGAUGCCCUUCUGAUCCCCACACCAUGCUACAAUGGCUUCAGCUUCAGCUCCUACCUCUAUUCGAAAGUGGAGCUUAUUCCUGUCUACUUGGAGAGCCAGGUCACUGGGACCAACUCCUGUUCUUUCCAACUCACUGUGGAUAAGCUUGAGCUUGCCCUGACUCAGGCUAAGAAGAAGGCAAAAAAGGUCAAGGGCCUUGUGCUCAUCAACCCCCAGAAUCCUUUGGGUGAUGUCUACACUCCAUUGUCACUGCAAGAAUACCUGGUCUUUGCUAAGAAGCACAAGCUGCAUGUGAUCAUGGAUGAGAUUUACAUGCUGUCUGUGUUUGAGCCGUCUGUCACAUUUCACAGCAUUCUGAGCAUAAAAGACUUGCCUGAUCCUAACAUGAUCCAUAUGAUCUGGGGCACUAGUAAGGAUUUUGGUAUAUCUGGUUUCCGCUUUGGUGUUCUCUAUACACACAACAAGGAGGUAGCCUCAGCCAUGAAAGCUUUUGGCUACCACCACGGUGUCUCUGGCAUUACUCAGUACAAGCUGUGCCGACUGCUUCAGGACAAAGAGUGGAUCAAUAAGGUGUACCUUCCUGAAAACCAUAGCCGGCUCCAGAAGGCUUACAGCUAUGUCACUAAUAUACUGAAGGACUUGAAGAUCCCCUUUCACAACGGUGGCUCUGGCCUCUUUGUCUGGAUCAACUUGAAAGCUUAUCUGAGUCCAUGCACAUUUGACCAAGAGCAGAUCCUUCUCCAACGCUUCCAGGACAACAAGCUCUUGUUAUCUAGUGGCAAAUCCUACAUGUAUAUAGAGCCUGGCUGGUUCCGCCUCAUCUUUGCAGAAAACCACCUUCAAGUGGCCAUGAAUCGGUUCUGCCAUGUGCUCUCUGAACAAAAAAAAGACAUGAUAAUGGAACAGCAGGAGCAGACAACAGACAUAGAGUGCUGCCUCCACCCAGUGCCUCCAGAGAGCCUGCUGUCACUUGCUCAGGGGCCCCUGAAAGUAGCCUCGUGGCCAGAAGACAGUAGGAGGAAUUGGAGCCACUGUGCUGUCUGACCUCACUCAUCAAGCCCCCUAAGCUGAGUGUCUGACCUUUUUAGAAGCCUUGUUUCUCUUAGUCUUUGCUAGCUAGCCUGUGCUCAAAAAUGAUGUUUUUAUUGUGGUAGGAGGGGGAAGGCCUAAGGAACCCUGGAGGGGUAAAGGCACUUCCCUGGAUUCCUUUUUAGAUGGAAUUUUUGUUUUACAUUCACCAUUUAAUAAAAGUCAUGCUCUAUUUUCUCCA
Messenger RNA from Mastomys coucha (southern multimammate mouse), 2074 nucleotides. RefSeq names its product probable inactive 1-aminocyclopropane-1-carboxylate synthase-like protein 2. NCBI's taxonomy places the organism in Eukaryota, Metazoa, Chordata, Mammalia, Rodentia, Muridae. Gene Ontology annotation, biological process: amino acid metabolic process; biosynthetic process. The record is from RefSeq and is a predicted model, not a curated record. Gene Ontology annotation, molecular function: pyridoxal phosphate binding; transaminase activity.